AUGGGGCGGCCGCGGGGCUGCGGGCCGGCGCUCGCUGCGGUGCUGCUGCUGCUGCUGCUGCUGCUGUGGUGGCCGGAGCCCACGGCGGCCGCGGGAGAAUGCACCUCUCUGAAGAGACUUCACUACGCAGAGCCCAAGGAAAGCUACCAAAAGAUGCAGAGUUUUCCGUCUGGGACCACCGUGUCCUAUGUGUGCCGCCCGGGAUACAGGAGGAUCCCUGGGAAGUCCUUAGCUGUUACUUGUAUGGACUCGCAGUGGCUGGAACCAGAGCCCUUCUGCACAGAAAAAAGUUGUAGUCGGCCAGAGGACUUAGAACAUGGCUCGGCUCAUAUAGAGGAUCUUAAAUUUGGUUCAAGUAUUACUUUUUCAUGUGAAGAAGGGUACCGGUUACGUGGAGCUAGUGAAAUUUCCUGUGUAAUUAAAGGUGCAGAUGUUGGCUGGAGUGAAAAUCUUCCUUUCUGUGAACAAAUUCCUUGUAAACCACCUCCAAGUAUAGCCAAUGGGCUGUACGAUGAAAGAGAGAGCUACGUUUAUCAAACAACAGUCACUUAUAGGUGUGUUGAUGUGCCAAAAGGCAUGGAUCGCUUCUCCCUCAUUGGCUCAGACUCCAUUUUCUGCACACAUGAUGCAGACAACAAUGGAAUUUGGAGUGGACCACCUCCAGAAUGUAGAGUGGUUAAAUGUGAUAACCUGCAAGUUCAACAUGGAAAAAAAAUUACUGGGUUUGGGCCUUCCUACAGUUACAAGGACUCCAUUACAUUUGAGUGUGAUCCAGGCUAUUCUAUGAAGGGAAGUCAGACGAUUAGCUGCCUGGAAAAUAGCACCUGGCACCCCCCAAAGCCGACUUGUGUAAAAAAUAUGUGUGCUGCCCCAGAGAUCACAGAUGGCGAACUAAUUCCAUUGAAAACUCAAUAUAGCAAGGGAGAGUCUGUUCGGAUAAAAUGCAAUGCUCAGUGCACUCUUCCUGAUGGUGCUGGAGAGAUGACAGUAACAUGUGAAGGAGGUGAAACGUGGAGUUCCUUGCAAAACUGCACAUGUAGGGUUGUAGAUCCCAAUCCACACAUCAGUCAUGGUAGGAUAAUUGCUGGAUUAAAAUCUUCGUAUUCUGUAGGAGAUGUUAUUACAAUUGAAUGUUAUGCAGGCUAUACGUUACAUGGUGAAGCUAAUAUUCAGUAUUCUGGAGAAAACAGGUGGACGCCUGAGGUCCCCACUUGCCACUUAAGUGUGUAUAUUAUCGUCAUCAUCUGUGUAAUUGUGGCAAUUGUCGUGUCGCUGGCAGCCUUCUGGGUCUAUAAGAUGCUGUUCUCGCAGAAAGGGAAACGUGACAGCACUCCAUGUACUGCCAAAUAUACGAGCUGUACAGCAUGAAUGGCCUUUCCUGGGGGUGGGAGGGAAUUUGAAGUUAAAUAUGCCUGUCAGAAAUGAAGUGAUUGUACUCGCGUUGAGCUUCUACAGGGAAAUACCUUGUACCUCUGGCCUUGAAACCAUUGUUACAAUAUGUUCUAUAGUAGGAGAUUGUUAUUAGGAAAAAGUCAGAAUCUGUAUCUAUGCUUUUCUUUAUGGAGCAUUCCCCUUUUCUAUGUGUGAAAUUGCCUUUGAAAAGACACUUACUGUAGCGUGCAGGCCUUGUUGUGCAUUGGCACCGCUGUCGUAGCCCGGCUGCUGCCGCCUCCUGCCUUCACUCUUGCCUCUUUCCUUGCAGAAGACUGUUAGCUCUGCUCGUUAAAAUCUUAAUGUGCUUCUAGCUUGCACUUGAGACGAUGUAAAUGAUGAUGUGUGUUGUGUUCAUGUUUUAAUUAUUUAUUUGCUUAAAAGAUAGGUGCCUUUUAAGGCCCCUUUAUUCCAAAUUUCUCAGUAUAGCUCUCGAUGCACUACCUCUUUGUCUGCCAAAGUUUGCUUCUUUUUAUCUCAUGAAUUAAAUGGUGCCUUUGAAUCAGACUUCUGUAGUAUAUGUAUUUCUGGCCCUCUGGAUUGAUUCCAGGAAGGCUCCAGUGGAGCUGCUGGAAUAGAAAAGGGAAGGCUUCAGUUUGGCCCCUGCCUUCAAAUUUGGUGGGUUCUUGAUGGAAGAACGUGCUGAGAAACCCAGGGAGCCGCCUUUUGUUGGGAGCAAAAUGCCAUUUGGUAGGAUGCAGGCUUCACUUUUCCUUAGCAUCGCUGGCACAUUCAGAGGUAAUUAUGUUGCUUCUUAGGGUAGGAGGGUUACUGUAUGUAGCUAGCUUCCUUGCCUCUUCUUUUUUUUUCUCUUCCCUUUAAAAUCAUAUAUUACACAGAAUAUUCACACAGAAUAUUUCAGAUCUCUGUAUAUGCCCUAUUGUGCCAAGUGUAAAUCUGUAGUGCCGGGUAAUAUAGAUGUCCAUGGAGAAACGUGAACCUUCCCCUGUCUGACUUCCAGCUUUUUGUCUUGAAGGAAGCUGAGCCAGCCUAGUUGCAAGAGGGAAGGGUGGGUAUCCCGUGAGUGGGAAUGUCACUCUUUAGAUGGCUUAGGAAACGGUUUUGUCAGAUGGCAACUCCAGGAGCUCCCAUCGCAGAAAUAACACUGGAUUAACUCGGACUUGCACUGAUAGCUGUUUCUUUAAAUGCAUGCGUGUAAUUUCUGAUAUAACUCAAAACUGAAUUAGAACAGUUUUUGGCUUAGUGAAUUCCUGAGUUUGUAAUCAAAGAACACACAUGCACCUUGCAAGAAACACAUUUUUUUCAGGAAAAAAAGACCAAAUUCCCUCACUUCAGAUGGCUGAGGCGGCAUUAAAACUGUUCUUGCUUGUCUGUGGUAGAUUAGCUCUUGUUCUCACUGUUGUGAGCAGA
Molecule: messenger RNA, 2802 nt
Organism: Nothoprocta perdicaria
Lineage: Eukaryota; Metazoa; Chordata; Aves; Tinamiformes; Tinamidae
Product: membrane cofactor protein-like
Exons: 11
Coding region: 1-1368 (455 amino acids)
Source: RefSeq, a predicted model, not a curated record